GAGGAUCUCGCAGCUAAGAGCAAGAUUGCCUUCCUGUAACCGCUUUCUGCUCGCAGAGAGUCAGGGUGUGAGCCUGCCUGCGGUUCGUGAAGAGACGAGCGUUUUUUGAGUCUUCGCUGCAUCCUCUACUCGCAUGUAAAAGGGUCAGGCGUGUGCCUUUUAUUUGCAUUCGCUUUUCCCCACAAAAAGAAAAAAAAAAAAAGGACCCUCAGAAAAGCAACGUGAACUUGGCUGCAACAUCAACUGCUGUUAAUCGGAGAGGGUCUUCUGCGUGGAUUAGGACGCAUCUGCCCAGCAGCUUCGCUGGGUAAGAUCAUGCACUGUGGAGACAUGAGCAGACCUAGGAGGAUGUGAAGAUGUUCCAGAGCACUGCUAAAACAUGGUGCCUUAGGCUUCUCCCAAUUCUCGUGUUCUUCAUCUCCUUUGUCACAUACUACUGCUCCUACGCUGUACUCCGGAGUUCUGGUGGUCCCAGUGAGAUUCUGAGCAGUAGCAAGUCGCUGUGUGGAGGCUGGCUAACUCAAAAAAAGUGGGAGAGCCUUAACCUUAACAUCAGCAGACAGACACAACUUUUUCUGAAACUGGAGGAUUUCUUCUGGCGGGAGCAUCUGUCCAAGCUGCCUUUACCUUACGGCAUUAAAGGCAGUGAGUUGCUGCUGCUCAAAGUUCUUGCUAUUUCUUCCAAUUACCAUGUGCCAGCCAAAAUUGAAAACCUUGAAUGCAGAACCUGUGCAGUUAUUGGCAAUGGAUUUGUCAUUAAAAACAGCUCCUUGGGAAGCGUCAUCAAUAAAUACGAUGUUGUCAUUAGGUUGAAUGAUGCUCCUGUAAGAGGCUAUGAGGAGGAUGUAGGAAACAAGACCACCAUGAGGUUCUUCUACCCUGAGUCCGCCUCCCAUAACCCUGCGCUGCAUAAUGACCCGGACACACUCAUGGUCCUAGUGCCUUUCAAACAACAAGACCUACGCUGGCUCAAAGAGAUAAUCUAUAAUGAAAAAAGGGUUAGGAAAGGUUUCUGGAAACCCCCGCCUCAAAUCUGGUUGGGUGAUGUAAGCAAAAUCCGAGUGCUGGACCCCCAUUUUCUGCACCAGACGGCGGAUAAACUUCUCAAGAUUCUUUCUCAAAAGGGAAAACAGAUUUCUGUUCACCCUACUACUGGCAUCCUUGCUGUCUAUGUUGCACUCAACUACUGUGAUGUGGUCCACAUCGCUGGAUUUGGAUACCCCAGUUCAAAUAAUCCACGGCAACCCAUCCACUACUAUGGAUAUGACACUAUGAAAUCCAUGAAGAAUUCCUACCAUGAUCUCAACCACGAAGCCAAAGCCUUAAAAAAGCUGGAGGAUUCAGGAGCCAUUCUUUACUUACACCCACAUUUGUGAUAAUACUUAAGUCCCAUAUCUGAUAACAUUUAUCACAAAUAUAGAUCUUUGGAUCUUAAUUUGACAACGUGCCUUUUGGGAAUCUUGAGUUUGCACUCUAAAUUUCUCUGAUACUUUGCCAAUAAAGUUUUCACUCAGGCUUUGUAUUCUGCAUAAUUUUUAACUUGCAUGACAAUCUUUAACUGAAAAACAAUGCAACUGAUCUGUUGCAUUGUUUUUUAGUUCUUGUUCUCCUAGUUUCACUGUAGUUUAUGGGGAUUCAUGUUCAGUUAUUUUGUUUGGUUAAACAAAAUACCAGCUGCAGUUGGCUUAUUUGUCAUGUGUGAUUUAUAGUAAUUUAUUUAGUACAGAGAAAAAGGCUCCACUGAUUUUUAUUUUUUUUUUGUCUACAAAUUUUGUGCAUUUGCAAAUAAAAACAAGUUUAAGUGAAA
Messenger RNA from Poeciliopsis prolifica (blackstripe livebearer), 1807 nucleotides. It is a transcript of the gene st3gal4, whose product is annotated as ST3 beta-galactoside alpha-2,3-sialyltransferase 4. Gene Ontology annotation, biological process: glycolipid biosynthetic process. The transcript is spliced from 11 exons. The record is from RefSeq and is a predicted model, not a curated record. Bases 357 to 1376 code for a protein of 339 amino acids. Gene Ontology annotation, molecular function: sialyltransferase activity. Lineage: Eukaryota; Metazoa; Chordata; Actinopteri; Cyprinodontiformes; Poeciliidae.